UAAAUCCACUAACACACGCACACUCAGAGACAGAGAGGGGAGAAGGGGGAAAUCAGAAGAACGGAGAAGAGGAAGGAAGAUAGGGGAAAGAGCGCGAGGGAAACGAGGGAGGAAGGGCGCCGCCUCCGUCGCGGCUAAGCCACCGUGGUUGAGGUUGCCGUCGUCUCUGUUGAGUUCCACCAUGGAGAAGGCAACGGUGCGCAAGAGAGGCAGAGACAGAGGAAGGAGACGCGACGAGGAGAGGAGGAGAAGGCCAUUUCGUUCGCCACUGAAGCUUCCAAUGCCGCCGCUGCCACCGGAGACCUCGUCCUAGCCGCGAGGAAGAGGAGGAGGGGUGUUCUUUGCGCCUUCGCCGCUGCCCCGCGUUGUCACUAUCAAGAAGUAGAACGAGACAGAGAGAGACGCGAAGAAGAAUGACGGAGGCCACCAUCGCUGCUACUGUCGUUGCUGGGCUCGCCGGAUGCUGCCGUGACCACCACUGAGCUCCGCUGUCUAUGGAGUCACUGAUGGAGGUGUCUUUGCUGCCUCUUCGGUUUAGGUCCUUCGCUCCUUUAAUUUGUUCUACUUCCACUUUUACUCUACUGUUAUCCUAUUUCUGCUACCUUGUUUCCAUUCCAUUCUUUGUCAGUUAUUGAAGCUGCGAUUACUGUUGCUGCGAUUAUUUUUUCCGCCCGUUGCUCAGCCAUCACCAAAGCCCACUACCGCCGGGAGAAAAUACUAGUAUUUUGUAUAUAUCCUUCUCAAUAGUGCCUGUUUUUGGGAUAUAUAGUGAUAGUAGUUACAAGUUAGUGGUGAUCGGAACCAUGGGAAAAUUGGCAGCGCCGGUGAACGGUGGUGGCGCCGUGCUUAAAAGAAAGACACCUUCGAAACUUCGGGGAGAGCAGUUGAAGAGGGGAAGUGCUGUCACUGAUAAAUCUUCACUCCCUUUGAGUGAUACUACAAGCACCAAUCAGAUGGAUAAUGUGGAUACGAGACCAGGGCUGUUGAGGAGCCCAAAAUACACCAAUAAGCGUGUUGAUGAAGUAUUUCCUGCCAAAAAGUCCAGGUUUGGAGUUGUUUCUGGAAAAGAAAAUGCAAAGGUUAUUUUAUUUGCCAAACUCAUGAUUCUUAUUCAGCUUGGUUGGUUUUCUGUGUCAAAAUAGACCAUUGUUUGCUACAUGAUUUCUGAUUGCCUCAAGAUAUUUCUUUGCAAGUGUGGUCAUGCCUUUAACAUUCUUUGCCUUUUUUUUUUCAUACUAAAUUACUCCUAUGCAUUGAAUAGUUCAAGUGAAUUUUCAAAUUGACCACGAACUUGAAAUUCUUUUAAAAGAAGAGCCUCUUUUGCAUGCUCUCACAAGGUUGGAGAUUUCUUUUUACCUAUGUGGCUAAUUUGAUUUAUUUUAUUCAUGCCUAACUUACCUUAAGUCACAUAGGGCAUGAAUUUUUCAAGUCUUGUCUCAACCUUGUGACUUUUAUGCUUCAUUGGAAUUUGGUGUUUGAAUGUUCUUUGGCUUACAUGUUUCUUUAUGUUUCUAUCUUAGUCAACACCAAAUUGUUUUAAUUUAUGCCACUUAUUUGUGAUUGAUAUUUACUUGAUUAUGUGCUCUACACAUACAUGUGUAUCACUUGUUUUGGUAUUUUGAAUUGUUGAGAAGUGAAUACAAACUUGCUUGUUUUGAAAAUUUAGAAACUUUUUGAACUUAAGGAACUUUUGAUUAUGCACCUAACUUUUUGUUUCGGUUUUU
Molecule: messenger RNA, 1724 nt
Organism: Arachis ipaensis
Lineage: Eukaryota; Viridiplantae; Streptophyta; Magnoliopsida; Fabales; Fabaceae
Source: RefSeq, a predicted model, not a curated record